Vespa mandarinia (Asian giant hornet) is the source of this 2705-nucleotide messenger RNA. RefSeq names its product pyruvate dehydrogenase kinase (gene Pdk). Gene Ontology annotation, biological process: regulation of glucose metabolic process; protein phosphorylation. Gene Ontology annotation, molecular function: pyruvate dehydrogenase (acetyl-transferring) kinase activity. Gene Ontology annotation, cellular component: mitochondrion. The record is from RefSeq and is a predicted model, not a curated record. NCBI's taxonomy places the organism in Eukaryota, Metazoa, Arthropoda, Insecta, Hymenoptera, Vespidae.
GAGAGAGAGAAAGAGAGUGAGUGAGCGAGUGAGUAAGUGGGGUGGUGGGCGGACGGGUGGUAGGUCGUUGGUGGGAGUUAAUAGGCAGAGGAGAGUAAAGAGGCCGUGUGCGCGCGAGGCAACGUCCAAACGCGACGCGCGCGUCACGUUACGAACGUUAAAUACGACUUAUCCUGGUAUAAAGUUAAUGUGUUACGAAGCGCGACGAAAUGAAGCUAACACGAAGGUGUUUCGGGAAUAUCACCAAGAUGCUAGAUUUCUACUCGCAGUUCAACCCUUCGCCACUUUCGAUAAAGCAGUUCAUCGAUUUCGGACUAAGCGCAUGCGAAAGGAAGUCUUUUAUAUUCUUAAGGAAGGAGCUACCGGUACGACUCGCUAAUAUCAUGAAAGAGAUCCAUCUGUUACCCGAUAAUUUAUUGAAAACUCCUAGUGUCGUAAUAGUAAAUAAUUUAUACGUCACUUCGUUUGAGGAAAUUAUACACUUUGAAAAGUCUGAGGUUAACGAUACCACUUUGGAUAAAUUUUGUCAAGCUUUGAUCAAAAUCCGAAACAGGCAUAGCGACGUUGUCCAAACGAUGUCCCAGGGUGUUCUUGAGCUGAAGGAUUCUUACGACGUUGAUAUUCAAACGGAGAACAGCAUCCAGUAUUUCCUCGAUAGAUUUUUCAUGUCACGAAUUUCUAUUCGUAUGCUCAUCAAUCAGCACACGCUUCUAUUUGGUGGGUUGUUGAACGGUCACAGCAGACACAUAGGAUGCAUAGAUCCGUCGUGCGAUGUUAUCAGUGUUAUCAAAGAUGCCUACGAGAAUGCACAGUUUCUAUGCGAUCAAUAUUAUCUGUCUAGUCCGGCAUUAAACGUGAAGCAACAUAAUGAACUUGAACGAGGUAACGAAAUACGAAUCGUUUACGUACCAAGUCAUUUGUAUCACAUGCUCUUUGAAAUAUUCAAGAAUAGUAUGAGAGCAAUAAUGGAAUAUCACGGAUCGGAAUCAGACGAUUAUCCGCCGAUCGAUGUGACUGUUGUACGUGGAAAAGAGGAUAUAUGCGUGAAGAUAUCUGACCGUGGCGGUGGCAUACCUCGUUCGCAUAUGGAUCAUCUUUUUAAGUACAUGUAUAGUACCGCGCCUCAGCCAAGCAAGUCGGAUGCACAUACUGUCCCUCUCGCUGGUUAUGGUUAUGGUCUUCCUCUAUCUCGUUUAUACGCUAGGUAUUUUCAUGGUGACAUCGUUUUGCUCAGCUGCGAAGGUUACGGCACCGAUGCGAUCAUUUAUCUGAAGGCUCUUUCGAACGAGGCAAACGAAUUGUUACCUAUAUUCAAUAAGACUUCUUCGAAGUUUUAUCGUACUCCAGUUCCUACGGCUGAUUGGAGCAGCCAAUGCGGUGGCGGUAUGGCCACUAGACAACUUAGAAUGAGUUAUACUCAAGGACAUAGAUUACCUCACGAUAUGGAGGCCGGUCGUUGCUAACGAAAUUUUAUUUCAUUUAAAAGAAAAAAAAAAAAAAAAAGAAAAAAAAAGAGUUGAUAAAACGCCUGACGUUUUAUUCAAAUUAAUUUUCGUACUAUGACGCGUAGUCCACCCACCACCCUGAUUUUUUUUUUUUUUUUUUUUUUUUUUCCCCGUUCAGUUAGAUACCUCGAAAUGAGCUUCGACGAGAAAAAUGUCAAUAGUUGCGAUAUAGAUAUUAGCGAUCUGAGAUGAAAAAUCUUUGAUUAUUAGUUCUGCAUUGGACGUUAUCUUGAUAGUACCUUAGUCCCUGUCAGAAAUGGAGUCACGGUAUAAAUUAAAGAAGAAAAGAAGAAGAAGAAGAAGAAGAAAAAAAAAGGUUUUUCUAUUUUUACGUCUCACAUUAAGCAUCGCUAUCACGAGAUGUUACAUAUCAAGUCAAAGUGACAGAUCUGCCAAUUGAUUGUUAUAAUUCGACCUGUUCAUUCUUAUUUCUGAGAGUAUCCAACUGAUUUUUAUUUAUUUCUUCCUUUUUUUUUUUUUUUUUUUUUUUUUUAACAAUUUCAAAUAAUCAUUGUCAUCGAUGGAUCGCAUAGUGAGCAAAACGUAAGAAUUAUUGAUAUACUUAAUUAAAUAUAAUUUUUGCUUACUCGAUCAUUUAUCUUUUUUCCUCUUACUUUAUUAACAAUGACGUAUUGAGCAUUUUUAUAACUUAAAAUGCAUUUUUUGUUUUUCUCUUUUAUCGCAACAAAAAAAAAAAAAUAAUAAAAAUAAAAAAAAGGGAUAAAUUUAAACGGCAUUGAUGAAUAUUAGGAACCAUUAUUACUUUUGUGGAUUCUACAAUGAUAACCACAAAACGCUGACUGUGAUGUAGUAGGCAAUUUUAAUUUUUAACUGUUAGACAGCUAAAACUUGUUAAUCGUUAAUACCAUAUUAGUACUAUGAUACUAAUAUCGGAUGUAAUAAUAUUAAAAUUAUAAUUUUACGUGUAGCCUGUAUGUCGUGUAUAUACUUCGAAUGAAGUCGAAGAGAGUCGCAUUAAGUCUCCCACACAGAAAGUAUUUUCUAUCAUAGUAAUAAUUCAUCUAAUAAUAAAUGAUGAAAAAGUUGAAUAUUUUCAAUGAUACCUCAAUUUUUAAUAAUGACAUUUUAUAAGAAGGAAGCUCAUCAAGAUAUUGCAGAAACUGUCGUUUUUAUAAAAUGCGAUAAACUUCGUUCUUGUAAGAUUCCGAAAGUAAAUACAGGACUGUAGUUUUUUUUUUU